GGGCUGUGGGCGAAAAAAAAAAGUGUAAAGGACUGUUCCAAGGGCUCCCUUAAGAAAAACUUCUUUCUCUUUUUUUUUGUGCAAAGUUUGACAGAAUGCCUCACUCUUUUGGUCUCCGUGCUCGUACUCGUCACAUGUUCUCUCGUAACUUCAGAGAACAUGGUGCCAUCCCUCUCUCCACCUACUUGAAGACUUACAAGGUCGGUGAUAUCGUUGACAUCAAGGCCAACGCUGCUGUCCAAAAGGGUAUGCCCCACAAGUUCUACCACGGUCGUACUGGUGUCAUCUACAACGUCACCAAGACCUCUGUUGGUGUCAUUGUCCACAAGAAGGUCGGUAACCGUUUCAUGGAAAAGCGUGUCAACAUCCGCAUUGAACACAUCAAGCACUCCAAGUGUCGUCAAGAAUUCUUGGACCGUGUCAAGGCCAAUGCCCAAAAGAAGAAGGAAGCCAAGGAAGCUGGUAUCUCUUUCAACUUGAAGAGAAUCCCUGUUCAACCUCGUGAAGCUCGUCAUGUCUCCACCAAGUUCAACGUUCCUCAAACUAUUGCUCCCAUUGCUUACGAAACUCUUUUGUAAA
Molecule: messenger RNA, 579 nt
Organism: Gilbertella persicaria
Lineage: Eukaryota; Fungi; Mucoromycota; Mucoromycetes; Mucorales; Choanephoraceae
Product: 60S ribosomal protein L21-A
Exons: 4
Coding region: 96-578 (160 amino acids)
Biological process (GO): translation
Cellular component (GO): cytosolic large ribosomal subunit; ribosome
Molecular function (GO): structural constituent of ribosome
Source: RefSeq, a predicted model, not a curated record